This is a messenger RNA of Paramacrobiotus metropolitanus, 2255 nucleotides long. RefSeq lists its product as uncharacterized. The record is from RefSeq and is a predicted model, not a curated record. The coding region runs from base 212 to 1915 and encodes 567 amino acids. Gene Ontology annotation, molecular function: metalloendopeptidase activity; zinc ion binding. NCBI's taxonomy places the organism in Eukaryota, Metazoa, Tardigrada, Eutardigrada, Parachela, Macrobiotidae. Gene Ontology annotation, biological process: proteolysis. The transcript has 4 exons.
AUGACAAGUUACAAAUGCUAGCGGCGUAAGGUACACCAGUUCCAUGAGCAGUAAAAGCGUUUAUCGGUACUCAUUCCAUGCUUUUAACUAGUAGUAAGAGUUGAUGUUGCAUUGCCGAGAAGGCGAGGCGAGACGUUACGACGCACGACGUUACGCGUUCCAGAUAGACGGGGGACAUUUACUGAGUGGGGACAUUUCCUAAAUAAUCCCAAUGGGAAAUUACUUGUAUUGCUGUAUACAAUACGCAGUGACGGCUGCAGUGUUUUUAUGCAGAACAACAGCCGUAUCGAACGAAAACGAUGAAGUGUUUAUUACGGAAGAUUUGUUCUAUACACCACUCAAUGUUUCGGACGCCAAUGCCAUGGCGGAAGCCGGCGCGAAAUUGUGGCCGAACCGCACCGGCAUCCCGUAUCUUUUCAGCAAUGAUUUUGAUGAUUCGGAUAAGAAAGUUGUGCUGAAAGCUCUUAGACAAAUGGAGAAGAAGACAAAAGAAUGCAUUCUGUUCAAAGAAAGGACUGACGAAAGGGAUUACCUAUAUUUUGCGCUAACUGAUGACGGCGAAUGCCGAUUUUUACCCGGGCCGGGGCGAUUGUACGGGGGACAAGAAAUCGCAUUGGGAGGAAAAAACUACUCGUCAUUAUUCAGGCGUUGUUUCAGUACAUCUGAUAUUCAGCAACUCGUAAUGCGUUCUUUGGGUUUUGAUUGGGAGCACCUACGUCCCGACCGUGACUGUUACGUUGAUAUCAUACCAACCAGCAUCGCCGCAGAAGAUGACUAUAAUUCGGAUUUCCAAAUCAAUUCAACAAUCUACACUUUUGGGACCAAGUAUGACUACCAUUCCGUCUUACACUUUCCUGCAUUCUACGACGCCAUAUCGCGCAAAAGCCCUUCCAUUGUGCCGAAGCAAGGGCUGAUUGUUAGGAUGGGACAAAGCGGCCUGAGUCCGACAGAUAUUGCGCGAAUCAAAAUCGCCUACAAGUGUCCGCUGAAAAUCCACCCGGCUGCUAAAACAAAGAAAACUCAGGAAGAUUUUCCAAAGUUUUCGAUGGAGCAAAUGACGGAGGAUGAGUGCGGUGCGCAGUUUAACCGCUACUGCAAACCGUACGUUGCCACAACCGCAGACUGCGCAGACUGGAACCACUUCCAGAUUGAAUGCCAGUCGAAUGUAUCGGUGGCGGUACUGGAACAUAUGGCGCUGGAAAUGGCAGACCCUCCACUGAAGCCAGUGUCUGUUUAUGUCAGUGAAGAAGUCAUAGCUAAAUAUUCGUUCUCACCGGUACAAAUUCAGGUCGUUAUGUUAUUCCUGCGCUCAUGUGCCACAAAUCGCGUGACGUCCAGGCUGGUCCAAUUGAAUUUUACCAAUCUACUGAACUUAGAAUUUUCCCGCUGUAACCGCUUGACUAUCGAGAAGGGGGACUUUGAAACAACACGGCACCUACGAAUAAUAUUGUUUUACCGGAGUACGAUUGAUAGCCUAGAACCGGGUACGUUUACGGACUUGCCGCAUCUCGAGAUAGUGUCCUUGGAAUCACAGUUUAGGAUUCAUAAAACCUAUAAUUUUGAUCCACCGUUCCGGAAUUUUUUGCGCCGUUUGCAUUGUGACUGCGAGUUUGCUUGGUAUCGAUCGUGGUGGCGAAACAACAAAAAGUUGCGGGCGAAAGUCGAAACCGGCCAACUGUACUCUUUUGAAGCACGAUACACAAACACAAGGCUUGAAAACGAUGAGUACACUUACGAGGAUGUCUAUCAUCCCAUUAACUGUAACGCGGAUCCGUUCCCUCUCGGUCCUGAGUGGAUCAGCUAUUACACUCAGGCUGAAUACUCCAUUAAUGAGCCAAACUGUACCGAUGCCGCUACUAACGGGACCUUAAAUGAAGUAACGUCCAAAUCGUUGCAAGCAACAACAUCUGCCUAAAAUUAUUAUCCGCGCACUGCUACUUUGCCUUUCGAAACGGCAGAAAUAGCAAUCGAUUAGCCUUGAACAGCAAGUAGAGUAGCAGACCACCUCAAACGAAUUUGCGCAGCGAGAGAAUUUUUUCUUCGAAAUGUAGAUUUAAAUUAUAAACUGCGAAAAAUGUCAUUUUUUUCAUGUUUUCAUUUGGUCAAAUUCUGUUCGUUGUUAGUAGUCCGUCGUUGUGCUAUACUCUUUUUUACGCUCUUUGACAUUGUUGAAUCGUGAAAAGCGGCUUUUUCUGAAAAUCUACAACUUUGUCAAAAUCAUCUUCUGCCAGUUGCUGGUAAAUCAGAUAAAGUAU